Indicator indicator is the source of this 3941-nucleotide messenger RNA. It is a transcript of the gene MAP3K7, whose product is annotated as mitogen-activated protein kinase kinase kinase 7. The record is from RefSeq and is a predicted model, not a curated record. The transcript has 18 exons. Bases 1 to 1932 code for a protein of 643 amino acids. Gene Ontology annotation, molecular function: ATP binding; magnesium ion binding; MAP kinase kinase kinase activity. Gene Ontology annotation, biological process: JNK cascade; positive regulation of canonical NF-kappaB signal transduction; protein phosphorylation. Lineage: Eukaryota; Metazoa; Chordata; Aves; Piciformes; Indicatoridae.
AUGUCCGCUGCCGCCUCCGCUGAAAUGAUUGAAACCCCCCCGGUCCUCAACUUCGAAGAAAUCGACUACAAAGAGAUCGAGGUGGAAGAGGUUGUUGGAAGAGGAGCCUUUGGUGUGGUCUGCAAAGCAAAAUGGCGAGCUAAAGAUGUAGCCAUUAAACAAAUAGAAAGUGAAUCUGAAAGAAAAGCCUUCAUUGUAGAGCUUCGACAACUGUCACGAGUAAACCAUCCCAAUAUCGUCAAGUUAUAUGGAGCCUGUCUGAACCCAGUGUGUCUUGUUAUGGAGUAUGCUGAAGGAGGUUCUCUAUACAAUGUGCUGCAUGGUGCUGAACCUCUGCCUCAUUAUACUGCUGCACAUGCCAUGAGCUGGUGUUUACAAUGUUCCCAAGGAGUGGCAUAUCUCCACAGUAUGAAACCAAAGGCUCUAAUUCACAGAGACCUGAAACCACCAAAUUUGCUCUUGGUAGCUGGGGGGACAGUUCUAAAAAUCUGUGAUUUUGGUACAGCUUGUGAUAUUCAAACACACAUGACCAACAAUAAGGGAAGUGCUGCUUGGAUGGCACCUGAAGUUUUUGAAGGUAGCAAUUACAGUGAAAAAUGUGACGUUUUCAGUUGGGGUAUUAUUCUCUGGGAGGUAAUCACCCGUAGGAAACCUUUUGAUGAGAUUGGUGGUCCAGCUUUCCGCAUAAUGUGGGCAGUUCACAAUGGUACUAGGCCACCACUGAUCAAAAACUUACCUAAACCAAUUGAGAGUUUAAUGACCCGUUGUUGGUCCAAGGAUCCCUCACAACGACCAUCCAUGGAGGAAAUUGUUAAAAUAAUGACACACUUGAUGCGGUACUUUCCAGGAGCUGAUGAACCUCUACAGUAUCCUUGCCAGUAUUCAGAUGAAGGCCAAAGCAACUCUGCCACCAGUACAGGUUCAUUCAUGGACAUCACUUCUACAAACACAAGUAACAAAAGUGAUGCUAACAUGGAACCAAGUGACUUCCAAGGAGCUUCUACCAAUGACACUAUUAAACGUUUAGAGUCAAAACUAGCACAGCAAAUGAAAAAUACAGCCAAGCAGCCGGGCGAUCCUGGCCGCUUGAGUUUACCCCCAUCUCGUGGGAGCAGCGUGGAGAGCCUGUCAGAUGUUCGUGCACGACCACAGUCAGCCCUUGUUUCAGGAGAAGCCAAAAGGAUGAGUGCUGACAUGUCUGAAAUAGAAGCAAGAAUAGCUUCCAUCACAGCCUAUUCCAAGCCUAAACGAGGCCAUCGUAAAACUGCUUCAUUUGGCAACAUUCUGGAUGUCCCUGAGAUCAUCAUACCAGCAGGAAACGGACAGCAGAGGCGCAGAUCCAUUCAAGAUCUCAGUGUUGCUGGAACAGAGUCCAGUCAGGAGAGUAGAAACAGCAGUAGAUCAUCUAGUCCUAGUGUAAGAAUGAUCACUACCUCGGGACCAACCUCUGAAAAGCCAACUCGUAAUCCAUGGACACCUGAUGAUGCAGCUGCUCUUGGAGACAGCAUAGUCUUUGAGGGCAACACCUUAAUUUCUCUGCUACCACUCUGUGGUAGGUGCUUUUGGGGUAUGGAGACCAAUGGGUCAGAUAACUCUAUCCCAAUGGCAUAUCUUACACUAGAUCAUCAGUUACAGCCUCUAGCACCAUGCCCAAACUCCAAAGAAUCUAUGGCUGUGUUUGAACAGCACUGCAAAAUGGCACAAGAAUAUAUGAAAGUUCAGACAGAAAUUGCAUUGCUGUUGCAAAGGAAACAAGAACUAAUAGCAGAACUGGACCAGGAUGAAAAAGACCAGCAAAACACAUCCCGUCUGGUACAAGAACAUAAAAAGCUGUUAGAUGAGAACAAAAGUCUCUCAACUUAUUAUCAGCAAUGCAAAAAGCAAUUAGAGGUCAUCAGAAAUCAGCAACAGAAACGGCCAGGCACAUCAUGAUUUCCUGGGACCUUUGAACUUAAAAAUAUGCACAGAAAAGACUGAUUAUUUUUUUUAUUGUUACUACUAUCCCUUAUUAUGACAACUCAUGAGUGUUAGCUUCUUGGUGUGAUCUGUAUUUGUCUGCUACACUUAACAUCAUUUAAUUUUCUUUUUCCUAUGGUGGACAUCCAGUUCAACAGGUUAAUCGAAGAAGGUGAGAAAACAAUGACUUGAAUUAACCAACAGCCCUCAGUUUAAAGCAAGCCCCCAGAGGCUGUGUGCAUGCUCCUUGUGUGAAGGCUAGCCUAACACGUGCUGAAAACAGCUGCUAAGUUGUAAGAUCUUGGGUUUAGUUUUUGGUAUUACCUCGAUACGAGCAAAACGAAAACUUUCCUGUUUAAGAACAAUUUUGUUCCAGUGUCUCAUCUCAAACUAUUAAUAUGAUGGUUAUUUUUCAGGACUUAAACAUGCACCAAGCUGCAGAGGUGAUGCUGGCUGACCAGAGCAAUUCAUGAUGCAUUAGGGAUGCCUUUUACCUGUAGACGUAGUGUAUUUUUUCCCACAUGCAAAAUGGUAUGCAAACUGAUGCCAGCAUCCUUGGUUCAGUGCUUGAUAGCCCUGCAUUUUGACUAAUAUAUUUCUUGUAAUCUUGCAUUCAUAAAAUAUUUGAAGUAAAAAGCUGUAUUUUCUUUCUUGGGGGGAAUGACCUACAGUUUCCUGCAAAAGUUAUGAAGGGGAUCACUGGGCGAGGUUGAUCCCUUAUAUAAAAAAGAGAAAGAAUCAAAAAUGUGUGAAGUUUUUUAAACGUCUGAAGCUUUUGUCCCUGUAGCAUCUUUGGAAGGAAAUUCAGAAGCAUAUUGAUACAAAACUUUAAAUACUUGUUUCCUUUAUACCACUUCUUGGAUUAUUUUUUCCCCCUACAAUUUAUUUGCUGAAAAGCAUUUAACCAUAAAUGCAGAUAAGUUUGGUUUAGAUUGGGAGAGAAGGAUUUGGGGAAAUGAAUUUACUUCAAAUAGCAAAUUAAUAAAUGGAGUUGAGUAUGCACAUAGCAGAAACUAUUAAGAAAAUUAGGGAAAAGGCUCCAUCAGGAGUCUGUGAUUCCACUCACUUGAACAUAGUUCAAAGGAAGUCCAUCACAGAAUGGUUGCUCCCUUUGUGGCUGAAGAGUUGCAUUUACCGAACUCAAGCAGAAUAUGUAAUGUUUGGUGUCGAUACUUACCGUUAUUACAUGGGAGAAAAUAACUACUUGUUUACAUUGUUGAUCGAUUGUGAAUUAACUUUUUAACUGGUACCAAAAUGAGGCAUUUCUAAAUAUAAUGAGAAAUUAUUCUUGACAUAAGCUUUUGGCGUGCUCAUUUGUGGGCAGGGUUUUAAUAACACUCUUCUGCAGAAGGAAAAGAAAAAAAUUGAAGUUUUGUUACCAAGCCCUCAAAAUACAAGAGGAAUCAUCUGAAAUUUGACGCACGCUUAUUUCAAAUGGAUAAUUAUUCAUAAGAGCCCAUGAGCAGAGCUUGGAAAAACAGUAAGGGCAAAAACUUUCCAGUCUUCUCUCUUCCUCUUCCUGCUUACCUGAUAAAAAGCAUUAAUACUGCUGUGCUUAUCUGUGUGCAGCAAAGGUGACAAACAGUUUACUGAGCAGUGUCAUCCUGUCUGGAAAAUAAAUCUAUUUGUGGCAAACCUUUGGGAGUUAAAAACCCUUCCCUCAUUUUAUUUAAAUAAAUGAAAGGUUAUCAUUCCCAAAACCUUAGCAGAUAAUUUGAUUAGUUAGCUGAAACUGAUAUUGGGAUCAGCUUAAGGGCACACAUAUUUAUAGCAAAAUGUAAUUGGCAGAGAAAAUGACUGUAGUAUUAGGAAUAGCACAAGUUAUCCAGAGCACUGCCAUUCACAUACAUCUGUCCAUCUACUAAAAUGGACAUGCUCAAUGAUCAGCAGCUUCCUUAGCAUAUGCUGAAGCAUGAAGUAGAGCAGCAUAAAUACUAAUGCUCAACUUCAGGUGCAUGGUUGAUAAUUACAUACACAAAAUCAUU